AUGGCAUGGCUAACACGCGACAAGUGGCAGUUCAAGUUCUUCGACGUCUCACAGGUCAAGCUCCCCGAUGACGACUCCAGCUCCAACACCUUCCUCUCCGAGAUUGGAAACAUUACGUGUAUAGUCUCAGGAUCUGAGAGCAUUUUCUCGGGCAGUGCAGAUGGAACCGUCCGCAUUGUGUCGCAGGCCUUCAAGGUCGUGCGCGCAUUCAAGGCCUACGACGCAGGCGCAAUUACCCACAUGAAGCAGAUCGAGGGAACAUCGCUGCUAGUCACCAUUGCCGAAGAUCUCUCUGACGAACCUGUGCUGAAAGUAUGGGCUCUCGACAAGUUGGAGAAGAAGACGGGCAUGCCGCGAUGUCAGAGUACUCUCACGGUUCACAACGGCCGCAAGCAGUUCCCCAUAUCAGCUUUCGCAGCCUUGGACGACUUGUCGCAGCUUGCUGUCGGGUUUGCAAAUGGCGCAGUCACAGUCGUAAGAGGCGACCUGAUUCACGAUCGUGGAGCGAGACAACGAACAGUAUUCGAAUCGGAAGAGCCCAUUACUGGCAUCGAGCUCCGUCAGGGAAGCAUCACCACCCUCUAUAUCGCAACGACCGCACGCAUAUUGACUCUCGUCAUAUCUGGAAGAGGACAAGGGCAGCCGGCAAAGUCAUUAGACGAGUAUGGCUGCAGUGUCGGCUGUAUGGCUGUAGAUAAAACAACUCGAGACGUUGUGGUGGCGCGAAACGACGCUAUUUACUACUACGGUCAGCAUGGAAGGGGCCCGCCAUAUACAUACGAAGGAGAGAAGAAGUUGAUAUCGACCUACAAAGACUACGUUGUAAUUGUAGCGCCACCCAAGACCAACGCAAUGCCUAGGUCGAAUCCACUCAGAACUUUUGGUGUUGGCGCGACGGACGAUGUCUUCAAUACGUCCACCUUCACACUGCUCAAUACCGAGCUUCGUUUUGUGGCCCAUCAAGAGCAAUUAACGUCGCAGGUCAAGGCGAUCGUGUCGGAGUGGGGCGAUUUGUUUGUCUUCACCAUCGAUGGAAAGAUUUUCAAGUAUCACGAGAAGCCAUUUGCACAGAAGCUAGACAUUCUGUACCAGCGCAAUCUUUAUGUUCUUGCCAUCAACCUGGCACAGAAGGCCGGCCUCGAUUCUUCACAACAAAAUGUCAUUUUGAGAAAGUUUGGCGACUACUUGUACUCAAAACAAGACUACGAUACCGCCAUGCAGCAGUACCUGAAGGCGAUUGACAACACAGAGCCUUCACAGUUCUUGGAUACACAACGCAUCCACAACUUGAUCGAAUACCUUGAAGAGCUUCACGAUCAUCACAAGGCCACAUCUGAUCACACCACUCUUCUCCUCAAUUGCUACGCCAAACUCAAGGAUGUGGAGAAGCUUGAGGAGUUUAUAAAAUCGCCGGAUGAUCUCAAAUUUGAUCUAGAUACUGCCAUUUCCAUGUGCAGACAGGGUGGCUACUACGACCAGGCAGCUUUCCUAGCACGAAAACACGGCGAGCAUGAGUUGGUAGUGGAUGUACUGAUAGAAGACUCGCAUCGUUUCGCGGAAGCUUUGGCCUACAUUUGGCGAUUAGAACCAGAGGUGGCUUACUAUAACCUCAUGAAGUACGCAACGGUGCUCCUGCAACAUGUGCCAAAGGACACUACCCAACUAUUCAUCGACUACUAUACCGCCAGCUUCCGCCCCAAGAAAGAUGCUAUCAUCAUUCCUGAUGCUCCGUCUUCUGGUGGAGGUGGUGGAAUUGGCAUGGGGCUUGGUGUGGCUUCGAGCGCUGUCCAGAAUCUUGCUGCAUUGCUACCACUACCCUACAUGAACUCGAAUGCAUUGGCUUCACCUCCAAAUGGAGAGCAAAAAGGCAUCAUGAGUCAAGCUCAAAUCAUCGAAACGAACACAGAUGAGCCAGCGCCAGAGUACAAAGUGCCUAAGCCACGCACGGCGUUCUCAGCCUUUGUCGAUCACCCACAAGAAUUCAUCGUCUUUCUCGAGGCGUGCAUCAAAUCGGAGAAUAUGCGCGAGGACGAUAGAGUCGAUCUUUACACUACACUUUUCGGCAUGUACCUACACACAGCGUCAUCGAAGAAAGAUGGUGAGCGACAAGAAUGGGAGAACAAAGCAAAGAAACUGGUAGAAGGCAAGGAUAAACCAAUCGAUACCUCCAAUGUACUCCUCCUUUCACAUCUUUCCGACUUUCGCGACGGUGCCAUUCUGGUCCGCGAACAACAAGGCCUUUACUUCGACAUCUUCCGCUCCUUCACUGCCGCAAAAGAUACCCAAGGCGCCAUCCGCGCACUUCGAAAAUACGGCCCAGAAGAACCCGCCCUCUAUCCCGCAGCUCUUGCCUACUUUACCUCCUCCUCCGAGAUCCUCUCCGAAGCUGGCGAUGAGCUCGACUCCGUCUUAAAACGCAUUGACGAAGACGGCCUCAUGGCGCCCCUACAAGUCAUUCAAACCCUCUCUACGAACGGCUUUGCAACAAUGGGCAUGAUAAAAUCCUACCUCAGCGCCACCAUCGAGCGCGAACGCGAAGAGAUUGCGCAAAACCGCCGUACAAUCGAAACCUUCCGCGCCGACACGGAGACCAAGAAGAUGGAGCUCGCCAAUCUCAACAGCAAACCCGUCAUCUUCCAGACGUCGCGCUGCCAGAUUUGCAGCAAGCCAUUGGAACUACCGGUAGUGCACUUUUUGUGCAAACAUAGCUUCCACCAGAGCUGUCUGAGUACGGACGAGGAUGUGCAUGAUGCCGAAGUCGAGUGCCCGCUUUGUAGUGCGAAUAAUGCAACAGUCAAGGCGAUCCGGCGUGCACAGUUGGAGAGCGCAAAUAGGCAUGAUUUGUUCCAGGAUGCGUUGAAGAGGGGGAAAGAUGGGUUUGCGGUAAUUAGUGAGUGGUUUGGGAGAGGGGUGAUGGGGGUCGGUGGCACCGAUUAG
Molecule: messenger RNA, 2937 nt
Organism: Plenodomus lingam JN3
Lineage: Eukaryota; Fungi; Ascomycota; Dothideomycetes; Pleosporales; Leptosphaeriaceae
Biological process (GO): vesicle-mediated transport; vacuole organization; intracellular protein transport
Cellular component (GO): HOPS complex; endosome
Molecular function (GO): protein-macromolecule adaptor activity; protein binding
Source: RefSeq, a predicted model, not a curated record